Molecule: messenger RNA, 5231 nt
Organism: Salvia splendens (bonfire salvia)
Lineage: Eukaryota; Viridiplantae; Streptophyta; Magnoliopsida; Lamiales; Lamiaceae
Product: DNA topoisomerase 1
Exons: 11
Coding region: 306-3536 (1076 amino acids)
Biological process (GO): DNA topological change
Cellular component (GO): chromosome
Molecular function (GO): DNA binding; DNA topoisomerase type I (single strand cut, ATP-independent) activity
Source: RefSeq, a predicted model, not a curated record
CCUAUCGCCUAUUCUCAGUCGACUCCAUCUUAUUCUCAGCAACCGGCGGCCAGCACGUCCACUCUUCCCUUAUUCUCCGUCGACUCGCCGGAAUGUUCACACGAAGCAGUAGAACAAGAAGCCAAGAGCAACAACAUUAGGAAGACGAGUGGAGUGAAAAAAGAAGAAGCCGCUGCCGCCAACCAGCAUCAGGUCGAAUAGCAGUUGCCAAAAAAGUUGGUGACCAAGCUUGAGCUCGGCGAAUAACUGUCGAUUCAAAUUUUAACAGAGCUUUACCCUUCAUUUGUUGCUUGUAAUGGAACCAGAUGGAUGCAUCAGUAGUGAAGGUUAUGGGCAUGACAUGGUAUCGUGGUCAAUUUUCUCAGUUGCAGAACCGGGCAUUUAGAAGUUACCAGCCUCGAAUCUGUUUAAAGUGUCCAUCUGUACAGGCUGAAAGAUCGAAACGAUCUUCCGUGAGAGCUGGGAUAUCAUGUGCUCUAAAAUUAAAGACAGGAAUGAAAAUUUGUCCACUACAAAGUUGCGCCAGUGUCUCAUCCCCUUUCUAUGCAUCUAGAACCAUGUCAUCCUUUGGAUGUGAGCUUCUGAACUCUGGGAUUCCCAUGAAUGUUUCCUUUCAUGGGUUAGUAGGUGGACCAUGGCCGACUAGUUAUGCUAGUAAUAGCAUCAGCAGGUCAUAUUCCCAAACAGCAAAGGCGGGUACACGAAAUCGUAUUAUUUCAACGGAAGGAGGGAGCAGUGGGAAGACUACUACUGAUGCUGCUGAGGUGCCAGAUAGCUCCAAAAAGAUAUCUGGGGCCAAGGAGAUUAGAAAAGGCAAAGGCAAAAGUAAAAGCAAACAACCUAAAGUAUCCCCAGAGGUGCAGUCUAAUUUGACAGUAGCAGAAGUAGUUGAAAGCGUUGAUACACCUAAGACAGUUCAAAAGAAAGUGAAGAGGAGCCCUGCUAAAAAGAAAAAAUCUAGUGUAGAAUCUAGUUCUCUUCCCAAAUCCAAUGAAGAUUUUACAGGAAAAUCAAAUCUCAAGGCUUCGCCUACCCCAUCUUCUUGUGUGGUUACUAAAGCAAAGUCUCAAGGCGGAAAGGCUUGGCCUCAAUUAUAUCCACCUAUUAGUAAAUCUGUUGUAGUGGUUGAGUCAGUCACGAAGGCAAAAGUCAUUCAAGGCUACCUUGGUGAAAUGUAUGAAGUCCUUCCAAGUUAUGGCCAUGUAAGGGAUUUGGCUGCAAGAUCAGGAUCAGUACGACCUGAUGAUGACUUCAGUAUGGUGUGGGAAGUCCCAUCUCCCGCCUGGUCUCAUCUUAAGAGUAUCAAGGUUGCAUUGAGUGGGGCGCAAAAUCUUAUUCUUGCCUCAGACCCUGAUCGUGAAGGAGAGGCUAUUGCCUGGCACCUAAUUGAGAUGUUGCAGCAACAGGAUGCACUUCGUGAAGAUGUCAGCAUUGCUAGGGUUGUUUUCAAUGAAAUUACUGAAUCAUCUAUUAGAAGUUCUCUUCAAGCUCCACGGGACAUAGAUGCUGAUUUGGUGCAUGCUUAUCUUGCUCGGCGUGCUCUUGAUUACUUGAUUGGCUUCAAUGUUUCUCCUCUACUUUGGAGGAAACUACCAGGUUGCCAGUCUGCUGGUCGUGUCCAGUCUGCUGCUUUAGCUCUCAUAUGUGAUCGAGAAAAGGAGAUAUAUGACUUUAAAUCUACAGAGUACUGGACUAUCAAUGCUCAUUUCCAGAAUAACAAUCUGAACUCAAUCAACAAUGCCACUGUCACUUCACAUCUAACACAUUUUGAUUCCAAAAAGCUGAAUCAGUUGUCAAUCAGCUCUAAUGUGGAGGCAAAAAGAAUUGAAGAGAAGAUUAAUCUAUCCAAGUUUGAAGUAAUUGGCUCGAAAAUCAGCAAAACCAGGAGAAACCCACCCAUGCCGUAUAUAACAUCAACAAUCCAGCAAGAUGCAGCAAACAAAUUAAACUUUGCAGCUUCAUAUACCAUGAAAGUUGCACAAAAGCUUUACGAGGGAGUUGAAUUAUCAGAUGGAAAGGCCACCGGACUGAUAACUUACAUGAGAACUGAUGGCUUACACUUAUCUGAUGAAGCUGCAAAGAGCAUUCAAAACUAUGUUGUUGAAAAAUAUGGGCCGAAUUUUGCAACAAAGUCUACUCGCAAGUAUUUCAAGAAGGUUAAAAACGCUCAGGAGGCCCAUGAAGCCAUUAGACCCACUGAUAUCCGUAGAGUACCGUCUAGCCUUGCUGGGGUUCUUGAUGCAGAUUCCCUGAAGUUAUAUACUCUUAUAUGGUGUCGGACGAUGGCAUGCCAAAUGGAACCUGCCAUCAUUGAGCAGUUGCAAUGUGAUAUCGGAAAUGCUGAUCAAUCCAUUGUGUUUCGUUCUACAUGCUCAAGGGUUGAAUUUUUGGGAUAUCAGGCAGCUUAUGUGGAUGCUGAAACCAUCAGAGUUAGACAUAGUGACGACGAUGGUGGUCAUCGUAAUGAUGUAUUUGAGAUAUUGAGUAAAUUGAAAUAUGGUCAGCCAUUAUUCUUGACUAAUGUACUGCUUGAUGAACACCAUACAGAGCCUCCACCCCGCUAUUCUGAGGGCUCAUUAGUAAAAAAACUAGAGGAACUCGGUAUUGGAAGACCUUCUACAUAUGCAACCACUAUUAAGGUGCUAAAAGAUAGAAAAUAUAUAACAAUGAAAAGUAGGGCAUUGAUUCCUGAAUUUCGUGGUCGCAUGGUCUCAGCAUUUCUUUCACAUUAUUUUUCGGAGGUGACCGAUUACAGUUUUACUGCUGAUAUGGAGGCUGAACUUGAUAAUGUAUCUGGUGGAAUAACUGAAUGGAAAGGCCUUCUGAAGGAUUAUUGGACUAGAUUUAGCAAGUACUGUGAGAGUGCUAGUGGUGUCCACAUCCAUCAGGUUGAGAAAAUGUUGGAAAAAACAUUUGGUGACUUCUUAUUUUCUUCUCUUCGUGACGGAAAUAGGACUUGCCCAAGCUGUCUGGCUGGGACGUUAGUCUUCAAAGUUAGCAGGUUUGGUGCAGGAUACUUUAUUGGUUGUGAUCAACACCCAAAAUGCAAGUAUAUUGCUCAAACACUCUAUGGUGAAGAUAAUGACGAUGACAUCCAGGACCAACAAAAGAGAAAUGUCGAGGAGCCAACGUUACUGGGCUUACAUCCAGCAUCUCAGGAUAAGAUUCUGUUGAAGCGUGGUCCAUAUGGACACUAUGUGCAGCUUGGUGAAGACAGGAAAGGGCAUCCACCCAAGCGAGCAUCUUUGUCUCACAUAAAAGAUGUGGCCUCCGUCACGUUGGAUAUUGCCGUAGACUUGUUGCAGUAUCCAGUAACCUUGGGAAACCACCCAGAUGAUAGCCAACCCGUGAUUCUGAAGCUUGCAAAGGGUGGAUUUUCCAUCAGACACAGGCGCACAAUUGCUCCCGUUCCUAAGAAUCUAAAACCCAGUGAGAUAACCUUAGAGAAAGGUUUGGAACUACUAAACGGUAAAGAUGUAAAGAGGUGUGGACGACCGAAGCAAAAAAAGAGUGCUGAACCGGCAGAGGCUAUGUAAUUUGUAAGCAUAGCAGGCUUAUCCACAUUGGAAAACGAUUUAUAGAUAGAUAUACAUUCUUUUCAGGAACUUAUGAAUGUAACGAUGCUUAAUUUUUGUUGGCAAUAAUUUUUGCUAGUGUAAUUUAUGUUUUUUCUAAACAACUAGGAAAUUGUACAACCAAGAUUUAAUUUUAUAGAAGAACUAGAAAAAGUUUGGUUGAGACCCCAGGAUGAUUGACUAACAUAUAAACUGAAGAAACUAUUUGGAAGUGGGAUUUCAGCAGAAAGUACUUGGAAGAAAGCUGUGUUUGGGUAGAGACUCAAAGACCACUACUUUGAGCAUUACGUCCUCAAUCAGAAUUUGGAACUGGAUUCCUACUGAUUAUUUCUCUCUUCUCGUUGUAUCUCUGUUCUUUUCCCUUACACUCUUUGCUCAUUGCUAUCGGCCUCUCACGAAUUUUGUAACUUACUCUGGAACAAUAUUAGACAAUUUGAAUUUGCAGGUCAGGUAAUAUCUUGCAAGGCUUAUGUACUGGCAGGUGUGUAUUUCUUUCCUCCCUCUAAUUUUAAACUCGAAUUACUUAAUCUUUUCAUUUAUAUGUAUAUUUGUUUUGGAAAGUAGACACUUUUUAUUUCUCAAGUGAACAUUUGGUAGGUUCCAGGGGAAGUUUGGUCAUGAUCAUCUUUUACUUAUUGAAUAUGUUUCUUUUCAUGAGUGAUGGGAAAAUCCGCUUCAUGAGAUCUGAUGGUAUGUAUUUCACUCAGCCAACAUCUUAGUCAGAAAUUCCCAGCCAUGCUUAUCUCUCCUGAUAUGUGUAUAUGCACUCUAGCAGCGCUUAUCAUAUGUUAAAUAGUGUAGCUUUUGAAGCUGAUAUGCCAUGAUCCUGUCACUGCUGGUUACCAUCGAAGUAUAUGGGCCAUGAAUAUGAUUGGACGAACUGCAAAUCCAUUGAUCCUGCAUUUUGCACCAGAAUCGAGGUUGAGGUGAAAAAACUUGUCAAGGAAAUGGGGAGAAAAGAAAAGGUCAAUGACGAUGAAUCCUGAGAAUUGUAUCUUUUGUUUGGAAGACAAAAUAUAAGAUCAAUCUGUGUAAUGACUCAACUUGUUAAUGAAACCCUUUCAGGCCGCUAUGAAGGACUUCUUCUUCUGAAGUUUCUAUAUCUGAUGCUCAGAUCUUUUGAUGAAUGGGGGUCUCUGCUCUUAUAGUUAUACUGUAUUUCUUAGUAAUGUGUCAUCACUUCUAAUCAUCUCCAUCAUAUGGUAUUUGGCCUAGUGUUUUUGUUAUACGCUUUCUAAUUUUACAUAUUAUGUUUUCAGGGAUUGAUUUUUAUUACAGCUUCUGCUCAAUGCUCAGAAAUAAUUGCCUUCCAUUGCUUUCAUAUUUGAUGUCUUGAAGUUUUACUGCUGUAAUGUCUGCGCACAACUGCGGUUGAGGCGAGUGGCUCGCAAUCUGAGCCGAAUGAAGAAGAAUGGCCUCUACUACAGGACUAAAAACACAUCCCUGAGAUGAGAUCUGCGUUUUAACAAAUUUGGUACUGUGGUUUAGAUGCUGAUUUUACUAUAUUCGGAUUUAUUAAUUGAGAAUUAAAUAACCUACAGGUCAGGUGUUUAUGCAUUUCAUAACUGAAGGAUAGUUAGUUAACACAACAGGCAAUUUUAUGUAGUAUAAUAUACUCCCUCCGUCCCAAUUAAGAGGUUCACUUUUCCUUUUUAA